CAACAAUAUGGCGAUGUCCACACAGAGGGUUACAGCAAUGCUUUAUUCGCUAGUUGAUGUCUAUUUAUUUCAUUUAAAUGCGUCAUAAAUGUGCUAGUACAUUUAAGAAAUUGUAUCGUGCCCAUCAGUUGACUUUAAAACCUAAAGGACCUCUGUUGACGCUCUAAUAAUAACCAUGUCUGGGUCUAAUGCUUGGAGUCGCAGUCGAGAGAAAUUGAGACUUUUCCCUGAACUUUUUGCUCAGUGUGCUGCAGAGGCAACAACAUAUGGGAAGUGUGUGGCAGCCACCACAAAAGGCAGACAGGAGCUGAAGAAGGACAUGUGUGCAAAGGAAUUUGAAGCACUGAAGACCUGCUUUACAAAUGCAGCCAAGAAAAAAGCCAAAUGAAUGGAAACUGAAAAUUCAGUGGACCAACCUCAACUGUGAUAAGAGAAGACAUGAAGUUACAAGUGUUAAAGGACUUCUGGUAGAAUAACACUUCCUCUACAUGGCACUGUAAAUGACGUGUGUGAUAUGUCAAUCUAUGGACUUUUUUAUGAUGUUGAAAUGGAGAUUGCAUGUUGUUGCAAUUGAGCGAACCAUGAAAUACUGCUACAUUCUUUGGUAUGUAAUGUACAUCGGUGAAUAAAAUAUUGUUCAUAU
Messenger RNA from Centropristis striata (black sea bass), 643 nucleotides. It is a transcript of the gene ndufaf8, whose product is annotated as NADH:ubiquinone oxidoreductase complex assembly factor 8. NCBI's taxonomy places the organism in Eukaryota, Metazoa, Chordata, Actinopteri, Perciformes, Serranidae. Bases 176 to 388 code for a protein of 70 amino acids. Gene Ontology annotation, cellular component: mitochondrion. The transcript has 3 exons. The record is from RefSeq and is a predicted model, not a curated record. Gene Ontology annotation, biological process: mitochondrial respiratory chain complex I assembly.